AUGAGUCCUUUAAAUUCCCCUGCUACGGAAGCUUCUCGGGAAUCAGAUGUGCUGCUCGAAGAUCUGAAUAAACCACAGCAGAUGAUGACCCGUCAGGAUCAGGACAACAGCCACACCCCUCGUGGCAUUGAGAAGACCGAGAAGGGUAAGCGUGCACAUGCGUGCCGAUUCCCCGGGUGCGACAAGUUCUUCACUCGGCAAGAGCACCUCAAGACAUCACAAGCUCAGACACAGGACCGAUGUGAACAUACGUUGUUCGGAUACGACUAG
Penicillium arizonense is the source of this 270-nucleotide messenger RNA. RefSeq lists its product as uncharacterized. The record is from RefSeq and is a predicted model, not a curated record. The transcript has 2 exons. The coding region runs from base 1 to 270 and encodes 89 amino acids. NCBI's taxonomy places the organism in Eukaryota, Fungi, Ascomycota, Eurotiomycetes, Eurotiales, Aspergillaceae.